Molecule: messenger RNA, 339 nt
Organism: Didymosphaeria variabile
Lineage: Eukaryota; Fungi; Ascomycota; Dothideomycetes; Pleosporales; Didymosphaeriaceae
Exons: 2
Coding region: 1-339 (112 amino acids)
Source: RefSeq, a predicted model, not a curated record
AUGAUCGCGGCCCUCUGCCCGGGCCUCGUCUCCUACGAGUUCGUCUCCGGCGACAAGAACACCGAAGCUAUCUAUUCUGUCACAGACAAGAAGCCCAUUGGCCAGACGACCUACAAGCUCACCCUCACCAACGUCAACGAUGGCAUCGACUCGCUUGUCAACGCAAAGCCGCCCGUUGGAACCCUCACCAUUGCUGCGAAGUGGCGCGUCUCCCGAGGCCAGCUUGUUGAGGAGGUGGAGAUUGAUGGAAACUUUAUGGUGAAGAAAAUGGCGAAGGGAAAUGUCGAGAAGACACAUCCGGAGCAGCAUACGAGAUUGCUGGAGCUGGCGAAGGCGUGA